AUGCAAUGCAACACGUUUUACUUUCCCCAGCUUUCCCCUACGCGAGGCCAAACAGAUCUUGGCUACCAGAGAGAUGAGAGUAGGUAUGCAGUUGAGGUGCCCGGCCUACAGCACUACAGCGCAGAGGAGGAAGACACCGAGCCGCGUCCAUACUUGAACAAUUUUGCAGACGUCAAGUUCGAGCCUCUCGUCGUCUUGCACACUUCUGGAUCUAUAAAUGCUAGAAAUUUGGAAGGCAGUUCCGCAGAGUCAUCACAGGUUCUAGCAAUGAAGCGUUUGAAGUUUUCUGAGAGCCUUGUCGGCACCACAAAAUGCUGUGCGACCCUGGACGCAAGUCUCGGCUCUAAGGUAUCUCCAUCGUUGGCAACGUCGGAGACCAUCUCGGAACAGUACGUGGGGAAUAGGGUAAAGUAA
This is a messenger RNA of Pestalotiopsis fici W106-1, 414 nucleotides long. RefSeq lists its product as uncharacterized. Bases 1 to 414 code for a protein of 137 amino acids. The record is from RefSeq and is a predicted model, not a curated record. The transcript has a single exon. Lineage: Eukaryota; Fungi; Ascomycota; Sordariomycetes; Amphisphaeriales; Sporocadaceae.